ACGGACCAAUAUUCAUUUGCCAAAAAGAAAUACAAAGUUAAAGAAUAACUUUUGGUUUUUCUACAUUGCUUUAUUAAAUUAAAGUGAACUAUAAUGCAGCAUUGUAAAAACUAUUUCUCCUUUAUUCAAUACCUAAACACUACCAUUACUAUUCUUUUCCUAUCAUUCUCCAUUUCUAAUCCCAAAAAUGGAUGUCAUCGGAACAGUGAUGUCUGUUUCACAAACUCUCCUUGCAGCCCUACAAUGUCCAGAACUCAAAAAGAUUCUCUCAAUCUAUGGCUAUGAAUCCCAACUCCAUGAUCUCGAACGCACAGUCCGCAUAAUCAAGGCUGUCUUUCGCGAUGCAGAGGCGAAGCAAGAACUCUCUGAAGUCGAAAACCAACUGAUCGAAGACCUAAAAGAUUCUGUCUUUGAAGCUGAUGAUUUGCUCGACGAGUUUGUCACUCUUGCUGAGAAGAAACAACACUUGAAAUCUGAUGGUAGUCUGUCCAAAAAGACGCGUCACUUUAUUUCUCAAUUGAACCCAGUUGGCAUUGCUUAUAAAAUGUCUAAAGGGGUUAAGAAGAUUAGGAAGAAGUUGGAUGGUAUUGCUUAUAACAAGCAGUUUUGCUUUGAACAUGAUCCUGAACCUAUUAGAAAGAGAAGGAUUGAGACUUGCUCUUAUGUAGAUGUGGAUGGUAUUAUUGGGAGAGAAAGGGAGUUAGAAGAGAUUAUUGGUAUGCUGUUUAAUCAUACUAUUAAUGUUCAAUGUAAUGUUUCUUUCCUUGGUAUUGUGGGGAUUGGAGGAUUGGGUAAAACUGCGCUUGCGCAACUUGUGUAUAAUGAUCCAAGGGUUAUUAGUAGUUUUGGGUUGAGGUUGUGGACUUGUGUCUCUGAUCAAGAUCAAAAUCGAUUAGAUGUGGGUGAGGUUCUUAGGAAGAUAUUGGGUUCGGUCAAUAAAGAGAAUCAGGAUCGGGGUUCUAGCUUGGAUCGUGUGCAGGGCCAACUCCGGGAAGAGCUAGCAGGAAAAAAAUACUUGCUUGUUUUAGAUGAUGUGUGGACUGAAAGGCGCGAGCAAUGGUGUGAUUUGAUUCAAUACUUGAAUGGUUGUCAGAAAGGAAGUUGGAUUGUGGUAACUACACGUUCUCAGAAGACUGCAUCAAUGUUAGGUGGCCUAACGUAUGAGUUGCAAGGCUUAUCGAAGGAAAAUUCGUGGCGAUUGUUUGAAAGGGCUGCUUUCGGACCAUAUAAUUGUAGCCCCCCGAAUGAUGCCUUGGUCGAAAUUGGGCGAAAAAUUGUUGAUGGGUGUGCUAGAGUUCCUCUUGCGAUACGAGUGGUUGGAAGUUUUCUUUAUGGUCAAGAGAAGAGUAAAUGGGAAUCGAUUCAAAAGCGUGGAUUAGCAAACAUUAAGGAGAACGAAGAUGACAUAAUGUCGAUUUUAGAACUAAGUUAUCAUCAUCUCGAGUCCCCAUUGAAGAGUUGCUUUAGUUAUUGUGCAUUGUUUCCUAAGGAUUUUAUCAUACGAAAAGAAAUGUUGAUAAGGCUUUGGAUGGCUCAAGGUUAUAUUGUUUCAUUAGACAAAGGUGUGAGUAACCUUGAAGAAAUUGGGGAGGAAUACUUUUUGAUAUUGUUGAGAAGGUGUUUUUUCCAAGAUAUUUGGAAAAAUUCAAUGGGUGACAUUGAAUCAUUUAAAAUACAUGAUCUCAUGCAUGAUCUUGCUCAAAGGAUUUCGAGGAAGGAGAUUAGCACAUCAAGUGAUAUUAGUGGCGAGCUAGAUAAAAGGAUACGCCAUGUCUCAACUUCUAGCAACAAUGAAUAUGGCAACUCAUUGAGCAAGACCCAUAUUCGUUCGUAUGUUCGUUUCAAUAUAUACGAUAAUGUUGAAUCAUUGAAGGUAGAUGAGUCAUUUGUGGAGAAAUUAGUCAAAAAUUGUAGGUACCUUAGGGCAUUAGAUCUUAUUGGUUUACCAAUCAAAAGUUUGUCGAGCACCAUAUGUAAAUUGUUACAUCUAAGAUAUUUGAAUCUUUCAAACAAUAAGAAUUUAGAAGUUCUUCCUAAGUCAAUAACAAAACUACUUAAUCUACAAACCUUAAAGUUAGAUAGGUGUACAAAUUUAAAAGAACUCCCAAAAGAUUUGAGUAGGUUGAUCAAGCUAAGGUUCUUAGACAUAUCACAUUGUUCUAGCUUGAGUUACAUGCCCAUGGGCAUGGAUAAAUUGACUUGUCUUCACAUACUAAGUAAUUACAUAGUUGGUGAUGAAGAGAGUUGUUCAAGUUGGAAGCAAUGUAUUAGAGGGUUGGAAGAACUAAAAGCUCUUAGUAAUAUCAAGGGUUCUCUUGAGAUCAAGAUAAUGUGUCCUAAAAGAGAUAAGAAUGUUGUUAAGGAGAUUUGUGAAAGAAAAGGAUUAUACUUGAAGAGUAAGGAACAUCUUAAUCACAUCGAGAUUGAUUUUGCCGAUGAAGAGAGCGAUGGAAGAUUGGAUGAUGAGGAAACAAUGGUUUUGAUGGAAAAUCUACACCCGCAUCCUAAUCUUAAGAUGUUAUUCGUGCGUGGAUACCAUGGUACAAGAAUGCCUGAUUGGGCGUCCUUAUUGCACAACCUUGUGAUUCUUAAGCUUCAUGAAUGUAAGGAGUUGGAGUACCUAGGAGACUUUAGAAGUGUAGAAGAAGUGUGUUUUUUCCCUUCACUUGAAGAACUUCACUUAGAAGAUUUACCAAAGUUGAGAGGAUGGAUAAGGGGUGGGGUAAGAGUGGAAGAUGGGAGUAGUAGUAGCAACUCACAAUUGCAAUUAGCACCCUAUUUUCCUCGAUUGAAGGAGUUGAAGAUAGAUAGAUGCCCUGAGCUAAAAUGGGUUCCCACAUGUCCUAACCUAGAGGUUUUGUUUUUAGAGGAACCCCAUAAGCGAGGAAUGAUAAACACCGAUAGGGAUGAUACAUUAGGAGAAGCUCCGAAAUUGAGGAAGAUGGAAACAACUAAUGUGACAUGGUUGAAAUCUCUACCCAUGGAGGCUUUUCAACGCCUUGAAUGGUUGCAUAUAAGGAACGACAAGGAGCUCGAGAGUUUGGGAGACAUUAGGGAGGUGUUUCGCGGGUGCUCUUUUUCUCUUAAAUAUCUUAAUAUUCAAUUUUGCCCGAAAUUAAAAAAUGUUGUUUUUCGAGGACUGGAGCAUCUCGUUGCCUUGGAGGAAUUAUACUUGGUAGAUUGUGUCGAUUUGAGUUUAUCAGAAGAAAAUGAGGGAGAGAUCGGUACUAAUGUUGGCAUGGGUAGGAUGAUACAUCUAUACAUUCUUCCCUCCCUCCGCGUGUUGCAAUUGUGGAAUCUCCCACAUAUAGUGAAUUUGCCAAACUGGAUGCAAUUCUUGCCCGCUCUCCAAAAACUUCAAAUUUGCUUUUGCCAUGGACUAAAAGCAAUGCCGAUUUGGAUGCCUAAACUCAAGUCACUCAAGCAACUUGAUGUUUCCUUCUGUUUGGAAAGCCUGGCGAGAAGAUGUCAAAACGAUCCACCAGGGGAGGACUGGCCUUACAUUCAACACAUCCCGAAAAUUCUAUUUGAGUUUUGUUUCUACUGAGUUACCCUACAGCUGCUCUAGCCAAUAAGUCAGUAGCCAGGCCGCUUGCUUUGAACAUGAGAGUGACAAUCUGAUCAUAAUAAUGCAGUGAUCUUAUGUGGGCUAAUGGUAGUCUUCAAUAUUCUGUAAAGGACACACAAGGGAAGUUGUGUGCAGUGCUCAUCACCAGGGCCGUUUCAAGCACAUAUACAAAGCUUCUCACAAUUCGGAUUAUAAAGUGGAUGCAACUAUGAAACAUACUUGCCUUAAGACUUAGCUGAUUUGAUAAAUAUCUUGCCAAUUUGAUGUGAUUUCUGUGUAUGAGUUUUCUUUAAUCGAUUCAAUUCAUACUUAAUUUCGGUUAGUCGGGUCAAAUUUAGACAUAUCUACAAAUGUCAUACUUCUAAAGAGUAAAUAAUUAAUAAGAAUAAUUUGCGAAUUACGGGUUUAAAGUUUAAGCAUUUUGCAAAUUACGGACUCAACGUUUUUUUUUGCGAAUUACGGUCAAAGUAUCAAUUUCGAUAGUGUUCAAGCCAAAUCACAUAAGUUCGAUCACUUAACCUAAAAUUUUGAUCACUAAAAUGGUCAGAAUGGUUUGGUUUGAUCUAAAUGUUAUAGACAUUUAUACUUUAAUGGUUAAAAUUCACAAAAAAUUAUUGAGUUGUGAUUUGUUUAAUACUGUAAUUUGUAAAUUUUUUAAAAUAUAAAGACAAAGAAUAAUGAGUUUUUUAAAGUUUUGUGUUUCUUACA
This is a messenger RNA of Amaranthus tricolor (Joseph's coat), 4276 nucleotides long. Its product is annotated as putative disease resistance protein RGA3. The transcript has 3 exons. Gene Ontology annotation, biological process: defense response to other organism. NCBI's taxonomy places the organism in Eukaryota, Viridiplantae, Streptophyta, Magnoliopsida, Caryophyllales, Amaranthaceae. The record is from RefSeq and is a predicted model, not a curated record. Gene Ontology annotation, molecular function: ADP binding. Bases 188 to 3547 code for a protein of 1119 amino acids.